Molecule: messenger RNA, 692 nt
Organism: Coccomyxa subellipsoidea C-169
Lineage: Eukaryota; Viridiplantae; Chlorophyta; Trebouxiophyceae; Coccomyxaceae
Product: protein transporter
Exons: 3
Coding region: 88-354 (88 amino acids)
Biological process (GO): protein import into mitochondrial matrix
Cellular component (GO): TIM23 mitochondrial import inner membrane translocase complex
Source: RefSeq, a predicted model, not a curated record
GCACAAGCAUACAAGCAAGCGAUUGUCAAUGCACAGAGGUCCGGAGUUACAGCUGAGUCCGUCAAAGCAGCGACAAAGGCACGGCAGAUGACAUUGGAGGAAGCUGAGAAGAUUCUGGGCAUUGACAGCUCCAUGGGCUAUGACCAGGUCCUCAAGAAAUACAACCACCUCUUUGAGAGGAACGAGAAGGAGGGUACCUUCUACUUGCAGUCCAAGGUGUACAGAGCACGUGAGCGGUUAGAGCAGGAAUGGGGCGUCAAUUUAGAAGAGGCGACGCAGCAAAAAGAGCAGCAGCAGCACCAGCCGCAUCCGGGUGCGCAUGGGCAGGAACAAGGGCAAAAUCCUCAGCAAUAACCAAAUGGAGCCUCGGGCGCUGUCGUGCUGCACAAAGGACCAGUUGUUCUGUUGUCAAAUUUUGAGUUGUCAGAGUAUCUAUACCUUGAAGGUGAGCUGGAUGUCAUCUUCGGACCAGUCGAAUGCACAUGAUGAGCAGCACAAAUUCUUUUGGUGAACAAGAUUGAAGGCGUUAGCAGAUUAAUCAUGACAACAAAGCAUUUGGAAAGGGCGGCAAGAUCACGAUCUGAGAAGAUAAGUAUUGACUUAAUUCCGGAUGUAUCCUUUGGGGAGACAGGCAUCACACAGUGAAGUCAAUUGAUACUCCUGUCUCUUUGUAAUGUUCGCGUGCACGGUGC